Molecule: messenger RNA, 321 nt
Organism: Cooperia oncophora
Lineage: Eukaryota; Metazoa; Nematoda; Chromadorea; Rhabditida; Trichostrongylidae
Source: the annotation of a GenBank genome assembly
GAAGCCGAUUCCCUUUUCCCUUCUUCUAAAGAAAACGUGCUUGAGAGAGCUAUUGUGCAGUGGCAACGUGCGGCUAAUCAGGAAUACCCACUAGCGAGAAUUAAACUAGGAGACUAUCAUUAUUAUGGAUGGGGAACUCCGGCUGACUACCAACAGGCUGCACAACAUUACAAGUUGGCAGUGGAACGUCAUGCUACUGCACAAGCCAUGUUCAACUUGGGACUUAUGCAUGAACAGGGACUGGGAAUUACUCGGGUUAGUUUUUUUAGUCACCUAUCAGUUUUACUGAAGCCUCAGAUUCGAAUAAGAUUUGACGUAUGA